UCUGGCACACAGACAGAGAGAGAGAGGCAGCGAGGGAGGAAAAUCACAUUGAAAAAGACCUAAAGAUCAAAGAGAUCCACAAAAAAAUAGAGGGAAAGAAUUCUCAACUGCCAAGAAAAGGGGAAGAACAAGAACUGAUUUUUUAAAAAGUGUUUUCAUGAUCUCUAAAAUCUCUCUGCAUUGGACUUGGAAUACGCUUCUCUGCAGUGACAACCACCAGAUACCAACCAACUAAAGAAGACUUUGCUUUAACAUAAACUUUGGAACAGCAAAGAGGAGCUGGAGCCCUGAACAUACGAUAACAGAACACGAAAGAGAAACGAACGAACAUGGCAUUGGAAUAAAGAGAAACUCAGAGUGAGCACAGGUGCAGAAGAGAAGAGAGAGAGAGAGAGAGAGAGAGAGAGAGAGAAUCGAGUGAAGAGAAAAAAAGAAGAGAGAAGGAAAGCAUCAGAGGGUAUAUUAUUUCUGGGUCAUCACCCCCCGAUGAGAGGACAAGGUGUGCAGUGAUGGGUGAGCUCAGCUGCCCCAGUGCAUCGUGGGGGGGAGAGGGUGUGAAGGCUCUCGUGCUCUAUUCGCUCCUAGUAGUCGUACACACAUCCCAUGCCAAGCCUCCCCUCCCUCUCUCCCUCCUGGCCAAAAUCAUUGUCCCCCCUCCCUGGCACGCUCUGCCCCUGUCGCAGGCUGAUCUUGGCCCACUGUUCUCCAACUCCAGCCCCUUCGCCUUCACCCAGUCCCUGCUCAUGGUGCCUCCGGCUGGGACAGCCUCCAAAGCGGGGGUUCGAGCUUCAUUCGGGCCUUACUCUGUCAGCCAGCUGGUCUCUGGGCCCAUCCUCCCCCUCUCCCCUCCUCUGACUGCGUCUCUCCUCUCUAAACACGUGGCGAGAGAGGGGGAUGAAGGAGGAAAGGAGAGGUACAGGGUGCGUGUGUUGUUCCACGUACGAGGGGACACCAGCAGGGGGAGCUGUAUCACCCUCCACGCCUUCAAAGAGACUGAGGAGCAGAAGGCUUCGUGUGUCACACAGCCUCCACUGGGUCUGUGUGUGGUGACCCUGGCCCUACCUAAGGACUGGUUUGAGGCGGGCCAUACCAGCCAGCCCUACCUCAGCCCCAAACAGCGUGCCAGGCACACACACCGACACCGCACCCGUAAUCGGGGACGACGGCACGAGGGUGUUGUCGUCGGUGGAGCCGGUGGCAUCCCCUUCCCAGUGGCUCUCCGAUACAGCCCCGCCCACGCCGGCGACCGCAUCCAGCUGUAUUACUCAUUGUUCGGCACGGCGUCCAACCUCAAACUAGCGCCCCCUAGGUGUGUGCAAGACAAAUUACCACAGUCUCAGAGAGAGUUGUUUUAUAUAGCAGCUGUGACUCUGAGGGAGGACAAUAAGCGGAAUGAGGCCAACAGAACCAAAGAGGAAAUAGGCUGUUGCAAUGGACAGGAAGAGGAGGAGCUACGGUUGGAUUCCAACGUGCUGAUUCGCUAUCGCAGGGGACCAGUCCGAGCGGGACAGCCAAUUGGGGUUUCUGUGAACCUGAGGGCCAAUUUCAGUGCAGAGUUUGUUGUUAUCCGGCUGAAGGUGAAGAAAGGCCUUUUGUCUCUGGUGGCCCAGCGCUCUCUGAACUCUGACCUCUGGGUUGUGAACCUGGAGAGAACCCAGGGCUCCAAACAUGAUGUCAUCUCCAUCAUCUGCCACAAACUGGCCAGACACAUGGACAGCGACGGUCCCGCUGCUCUGCAGCAGGUUGCCUGUCUGUCAGUGGACGGCUUGCGCAGGAGUUUCGGGGUUGCCAUGACGGUCUCGGCCAGCUGGCGGGUAGAGUACUCAGGCCGUAAAAACCCUCCGCCACCACACGGCGGAGUCGUGAGCAGCUUCUCCUUCACUGACAGAGAGAUCGUGGGCAUCUCUCCCAUAACUGAAAGUGGCAUGAUCAUCAACACGGCCAUCUUGACCAGCGAGCCCGUGUCACUUCCUGUCAUUGUGCUGGCAGUGGGGCAUGACGGGAAGGUGUCGGAUAUCACCGCGGCGGUGAAGUGCCAGUCGUCCAACGAUGAUAUCGUCAAGGUGUCAAGCGAUUGCUCCACCCUCUUCGUGGACGGAAGUGAAUCAGGGGUGGGCAGCACCUGUGUAGGGGUGGAGUUUCUCCUGGGCACGCUCAGUGGGUCCCUGUGUCUGUCCGUGUGGGCUCCUGUCGUCCCGCUGCGCGUCUCCCUGUCCGACAACGAGCUGAGCGCCAUCGAGGGCUGGAACCACCACGCGGAGAACGGCUGUUCUCCGGUGUAUCAGAGGUCCACGGUUCAGGUUCUGACCCAGUUCAGUGCUCAGGGGGGCCAGGGUCAGCUGACCUACCUGCUGGGCUCCUCUGAUUGGUUUGUGGAUGCCACGGAGAUGGUCCAUAAUUGGCUGAGGGUAGAGAAUCCUCGCGUGGCGGUCCUCGACAAGCAGAGCAAUCUGAUUGGUCUACACCCGGGGAAAACUUCAGUUCAUGUCAUAUCAAGCCAAUGGGACGGUGUUCUGGGUAGCUGUGAUGUCAUCGUGACCUCUGAACCCGUGACCCCAGGUGACCUCUCAGUGCAGGUUGUGGGAGGACUCAGUAUGUCAAUCAAUGCAAGCCCUGCCCAUCCGGCUGUUGUCACGGCAACAGUGACAGCUUACAACAUCCUCUACCACCAUGGGCAGGAAGCGUCAAUCAGUGUCUGGCUCCAGUUCAGUGAUGAUAGCGCCACGUUGCUCUCCACCUUCAGCCGUGGUACCUUCGCCCUUCGCCUCUCCUCAUUGGCAGAGACUGUGGUUGCCGUGAUGCCCGGCCCGUUGCUGCGCGUCGUCGCCCAGGGCGAAGGGGGCGGGCCUUUACUGAAAGCAGAACUCCUGGUCACCCCCUGCAAGCCAAUGGCGAACUCCGUUGAUGGGGACCUGGCCAAUUCGAAAGAAGGAAGCGGGACCAGGAGGCUGGCUAAAGGAUCAGGUUGGAUCAGGGUGAACCUGGACACAGACCUUCGUCCAAUGGGAAGCGAGGAGGCGGACUUUGAGCUGCUCGACAUGUUGGACAUGCUGGUUGAGUCAUCGGACAGGGACGUUAAGUACAGCAACUUCCUGGACAAUGACAUCAUCAUAGGGAACGUCACCACCGUCAAAGGUGACGACUACUAUGACAAGGCCGGCGAUGGGAUGAUCGCCAGGAACGACCUGGAGAGAGCGGUGUUGACCCCAAAUCACGAAGAGAGCGCUGUGUACUUCUCUCCCGGGGUGGAGAGAGAGAGGGAGGGGAAACUGGAGGAUACAGAGCUGGGGGUGGGUGUCGGGGCAGUUCUCUCCCUUCUCUGCCUCUCCGUACUUCUCUUCCUGGUGAAUUGUCUGCCCUGCGCUUUGAGGGAGCGGAGGAUGAGGAGGAAGGGCGUGAACACGGAGGGGGUGGAGGGAGUGGUGAAGGAAGAGGGGGAGGAAGGAAAAGAGGAGGCGGCAAAGGGUGUUGCAGAAAAGAACGACAUAAUGACAUCGUGCCCCGGGGUAAUAUCGCUCCAUGAGACUUUUCCAGAAGAGAAAGAGGGGCAGUCAGAUCAAAGCAUUGACCAUUAAGGCUGCAUCCGAAUAGGCACCUUAAUCCUUUUAAAGAGUUAAGAGCCCUGUGGUCAAAAGUAGUGCACUAUGUAGGGGAUAAGGUGCCAUUUUAUUCAGGCGAGAAAGGUUGUUGAUAAAAAUCAUCGUUCUUAGGAAAAUUGACUACGUAUUCCUGUCACCGUGUCACCAACAAUGUAUCUUAAUGUCUUACAAGGUCAUCUUCGUAUAGGCUAGUUUUUUUUCUUGGGUAUUUAUGUAUGUCUGAAUGUUUGUCUAGCUACCAUCGUAACUAUCCAACAUAAAAACAAUAGACCUACUGAACUAUAGGACCAACCAUUUAGGUGUUGGGUAACAAAAAUAGUUGGAACAAUUGUAAUGUUAUCUCAGAAAUGUCAAAUCUUGAUAGUCCUAAGUUAAAUAUGUGUGCAGAAACAUUGCACGUACACGACUGUACAUAUCUGUCAUAUUUAUUUUAUUGGUAUUCACAUUCAUCCAUAUACAAUUGGUUGUCAUUCCUUUUUCGAUUUAGGACUCAAUGCAAUCCGUAUCGCUGAAGUUCACCGCUAUAUUGCAAUUGAGUUUUAAAGGCAGCGUUCCCGCGUUCCAGCGUUCCCGCGUUCCAGCGUUCCAGCAUUCCAGCGUUCCAGCGUUCCCGCGUUCCCGGAGACUGAAUUCACCAUAAAUACGGCACAUUUCAGCUCAAUCGGAAACGACCUUUACAUUUCAAUGAAUCAAGCCCUUUUAGACCUUUUGACAAAAUAGUAUAGGGUUGCAAAAUCCUGGUAAUUUUCCCAAAAAAUCCCGCCGGGAUGACUCCCAGAUGACUCCCAGUUGUAGGAUGCCAACAUGCUUAUUCCCGCCUGAUUCCAGAGAUUCUCCAACUGGGAUUUCCGUAAGAACUGGGAAUUUGGAGCAAAUGACCAGAAUGUGCAACGUUAUUCCUGCACAUACUUAUGAUUGCUUUAUGCCUCGCUUUAUGUCUCUCUCAAAUGUCAAUAUGCCUUGUAUACUGUUGUUUAGGUUAGUUAUCAUUGUUUUAGUUUACAAUGGAGCCCCUAGUUCCACUCAUCAUACCUCUGAAACAUUUUCCAUCAAGAUAGAACUGCCAAAAGGGGGAGGAGUUAGCCUGCAAAGGUCGGUCAUACUUUCCAGGUCUAUACCCAAACAGUUCGAACUUCUAAUGUUAAAAAUGAAUCUCUCCAGAAAUAAGUCUCUCAGUGUUGCCACCUGUUAUCGACCCCCCUCCGCUCCCAGCUGUGCCCUGGACACCAUAUGUGAACAGAGUUCGUUCUGUUAGGUGACCUAAACUGGGAUAUGCUUAACUGUAUCCGCUAUGGGUCAGCGGUCAAACGACCACCCCUCAUCACUGUCAAACGCUCCCUGAAACACUUCUGCCAGCAGGCCUUUCUAAUCGACCUGGCCCGUGUAUCCUGGAAGGAUAUUGACCUCAUCCCGUCAGUCGAGGAUGCCUGGUCGUUCUUUAAAAGUAAUUUCCUCACCAUCUUAGAUAAGCAUGCCCCUUUCAAAAAAUGUAGAACUAAGAACAGAUAUAGCCCUUGGUUCACUCCAGACCUGACUGCCCUUGACCAGCACAAAAACAUCCUGUGGCGGACUGCAAUAGCAUUGAAUAGUCCCCACGAUAUGCAAAUGUUCAGGGAAGUCAGGAACCAAUACACGCAGUCAGUCAGGAAAGCAAAGGCUAGCCUCUUUUGGGACACUGUAACGUCCAUGGAGAAUAAGAGCACCUCCUCCCCGCUGCCCACUGCACUGAGGCUAGGUAACACGGUCACCACUGAUAAAUCCAUGAUAAUCGAACAUUUCAAUAAGCAUUUCUCUACCGCUGGCCAUGCUUUCCUCCUGGCUACUCCAACCCAGGCCAACAGCUCCGCCCCUCCCUCCCCCCGCAGCUACUUGCCCGAGCCUCCCCAGCUUUUCCUUCACCCAAAUCCAGAUGGCAGAUGUUCUGAAAGAGCUGCAAAAGCUGGACCCGUACAAAUCAGCUGGGCUAGACAAUCUGGACCCUCUCUUUCUAAAACUAUACGCCGCCAUUGUUGCAACCCCCAUUACCAGCCUGUUCAACCUCUCUUUCAUAUCGUCCGAGAUCCCUAAAGAUUGGAAAGCUGCCACGGUCAUCCCCCUCUUCAAAGGGGUGACACUCUAGACCCAAACUGCUAUAUACUGAUAUCUAUCCUGCCCUGCAUCUCUAAAGUCUUCGAAAGCCAAGUUAAUAAACAGAUCACUGACCAUUUCGAAUCCCACCGUACCUUCUCUGCUGUGCAAUCCGGUUUCCGAGCCGGUCACGGGUGCACCUCAGCCACGCUCAAGGUACAAAACGAUAUCAUAACUGCCAUUGAUAAAAGACAGUACUCUGCAGCCGUCUUCAUCGACCUGGCCAAGGCUUUCUUAUCGGCAGACUCAAUAGCCUUGGUUUCUCUAAUGACCGCCUCGCCUGGUUCACCAACUACUUUGCAGACAGAGUUCAGUGUGUCAAAUCGGAGGGCCUGUUGUCGGGACCUCUGGCAGUCUCUAUGGGGGUACGACAGGGUUCAAUUCCCGGGCUGACUCUUUUCUCUGUAUAUAUCAAUGAUGUUGCUCUUCCUGCGGGUGAUUCCCUGAUCCACCUCUACGCAGACGACACCAUUCUGUAUACUUCUGGCCCCUCUCUGGACACUGUGUUAACUAACCUCCAAACGAGCGUAGAUGCCAUACAACACUCCUUCCAUGGCCUCCAACUGCUCUUAAACGCUAGUAAAACCAAAUGCAUGCUUUUCAACCGUUUGCUGCCCGCACACGCCCGCCCGCCCGCCCGACUAGCAUCACCACUCUGGACAGUUCUGACCUAGAAUAUGUGGACAACUAUAAAUACCUAGGUGUCUGGCUAGACUGUAAACUCUCCUUCCAGACUCAUAUUAAACAUCUCCAAUCCAAAAUCAAAUCUAGAAAUCGACUUCUUAUUUCACAAAAAGGGGCCUCCUUCACUCACACCACCAAACAUACCCUAAUAAAACUGACUAUCCUACCGAUCCUCGACUUCGGCGAUGUCAUCUCCAAAAUAGCUUCCAAUACUCUACUCAGCAAACUGGAUGCAGUCUAUCACAGUGCCAUCCGUUUUGUUACCAAAUCACCUUAUACCACCCACCACUGCGACCUGUAUGCUCUAGUCUGCUGGCCCUCACUACAUAUUCGUCGCCAGACCCACUGGCCCCAGGUCAUCUAUAAGUCUAUGCUAGGUAAAGCUCCGCAUUAUUUCAAUUCACUGGUCACGAUAACACCCACCCGUAGCACAUGUUCCAGCAGGUAUAUCUCACUGAUCAUCCCCAAAGCCAACACCUCAUUUGGCCACCUUUCCUCCCAGUUCUCUGCAGCCAGUGACUGGAACAAAUUGCAAAAAUCGCUGAAGUUGGAGACUUAUAUUUCCCUCACCAACUUUAAACAUCAGCUAUCUGAGCAGCUAACCGAUCGCUGCAGUUGUACAUAGUUCAUCUGUAAAUAGCCCACCCAAUCUACCUACCUCAUCCCCAUACUGUUUUUAUUUACUUUUCUACUAUUCUGCACACCAGUAUCUCCACUUGCACAUCAUCAUCUGCUCAUUUAUCACUCCAGUGUUAUUCUGCUAAAUUGUAAUUCUUCACUACUACAGCCUAUUUAUUGCCUACCUCCUCAUGCCUUUUGCACACACAUAUAGACUUUCUUUUUUCUACUGUGUCAUUGACCUGUUUAUUGUGUUAUUGGCUUGUUUAUUGUUUAUUCCAUGUUAUUCCAUGUGUAACUGUGUUGUUGUGUGUCACACUGCUUUGCUUUAUCUUGGCCAGGUCGCAGUUGUAAAUGAAAACUUGUUCUCAACUAGCCGACCCGGUUAAAUAAAGGUGAAAAAAAUAUAUAUAUAUGUUCUGGUUGAUCUCAUCAACCAAAAGAAAAACCCACUAAAUAUACAUUCUAUAAUAA
Molecule: messenger RNA, 7502 nt
Organism: Oncorhynchus nerka (sockeye salmon)
Lineage: Eukaryota; Metazoa; Chordata; Actinopteri; Salmoniformes; Salmonidae
Product: transmembrane protein 132B-like
Exons: 12
Coding region: 510-3575 (1021 amino acids)
Source: RefSeq, a predicted model, not a curated record